Messenger RNA from Oncorhynchus masou masou (cherry salmon), 6085 nucleotides. RefSeq names its product CLN3 lysosomal/endosomal transmembrane protein, battenin (gene cln3). NCBI's taxonomy places the organism in Eukaryota, Metazoa, Chordata, Actinopteri, Salmoniformes, Salmonidae. Bases 322 to 1644 code for a protein of 440 amino acids. Gene Ontology annotation, cellular component: lysosome; membrane. The record is from RefSeq and is a predicted model, not a curated record. Gene Ontology annotation, biological process: regulation of intracellular pH; lysosome organization. The transcript has 15 exons.
GAUAUUUCGCUGCUACACGCGAUGUUUGUUGUUUGCCUUGAAUCGGUCCGAAGUUGCAAUGUCGUAAACACCUAUGAACCAAAAUUAAAGUGAUAAGAAAAACGUUUUAUACUAGUCAGUUAGCUAUAACAUUUUUCUGUCUGCCCGAAGUUCUGUAAAAAAUGCUGUCAAAUCUGUGACGUAUGGAAAUUUGCGGAACACCACAAGAUAACAUUGAGGAAGUAGCGAGCUCGAUUGCUAAUCGGACAGCUGUGUAAGAAUAACGUUAGAUAGCUGUUUAUGUAGCUGCUGUUUAAUAAUCGAUUUAAUUCGUUUUUAAUCAUGGACCAAGCAGUCAGCGUCAAUGCAGACCCAGAUAUGCCAUCUGAUAUUGAAGGUCGUAGCUCGCGCUGGAGAAAUUGGACUGGUUUUUGGUUGCUGGGGUUGUGCAAUAACUUUGCGUACGUGGUGAUGCUGAGUGCAGCCCAUGACAUCUUAAAACAACAAGGGUCUCACAACUCCACAUCGCCUACUCCAUCCACAGUUGCCUUGGACGUUGAAGGUGGAAAAAGAAGUCGUUACGACUGCAGCCCUGUUUCUACCGCGGCUGUUUUGUUGGCUGAUAUUCUUCCCACUCUCAUGAUCAAGUUUUCUGCUCCAUUCUUCAUCCACAAUCUCCCUUAUGGUUUCCGAGUGUUGGUAUGCGUUGCAACGGCGAUUGCAAGCUUCCUUGUGGUGUCCUUCUCUUCUACCAUGUGGAUAAGCGUUUUGGGUGUGAUCUUUGCCAGUGUGAGCGCUGGACUGGGAGAGCUCUCCUUCCUCUCUCUCACUGUCUUCUUUAGCAGAGAUGUGUUGGGGGGCUGGGGCUCGGGCACCGGUGGAGCAGGUGUGGCCGGGGCUCUGCUGUACUCUUGUCUCACGCAGGCUGGCCUCUCGCCCAGGAACACGCUGCUCAUCAUGCUGGUCAUCCCUGUAGCCAUGGUGAUCAGCUAUUUUUUCCUGCUAGUCUUCCCCCCAUCCUUCCCACAGUGGAAGUGCAGGGAGGUGGAGUCUGUGAGGGGCAGAGACUCACAGAGCAGGCAGCCCCUAUUGGAUGACACUGAUGAAGAGGAAGAGCGGGAGAAAGGUGCUGAAGAAGACAAGGUCACUGGACCACUGACAUGUAUUGAGAAACUACACAUCACUAAAGGUCUGUUGAGGUUUGUGGUUCCGUUAGGAGUUGUCUACUUCGCGGAGUACUUCAUCAACCAGGGCCUGUUGGAACUCCUAUAUUUCCCAAACUUCUAUCUCUCCCAUGCAGAGCAGUAUCGCUGGUACCAGACACUGUACCAGGUGGGGGUGUUGGUCUCGCGAUCCUCUCUCUGCUGUGUGAAGUUCAGGAGAAUCUGGGCUCUCUCUCUGCUUCAGUGUGUGAACGCGGUGUUGCUGUUAUUGUCAGUGUACUACCAGUUCCUGCCCAGUGCAUGGCUGGUGUUUGUGAUAGUCCUCUACGAGGGGUUGCUGGGUGGAGCUGCAUACGUCAACACAUUCUACUUCAUCAGCAAGGAGACUGGAGACAGACAGAGGGAGUUUGCCAUGGUGGCAGCCAGUGUAGGAGACAGUCUGGGCAUCGCCAUCUCCGGCCUCAUAGCUUUCCCAGUCCACAGAUACUUCUGCUCACUAUAAGAGAUAGUAGAGGGAGAAAGACUGGUGGGAAGUGCAAAAGAGGUAGUAUCAUGUUUUGAAGUGCUUGGUAUUUCCUUGGAGGUCUGAAAAAGAGACUCUGCAGCUGGGGUGGAUGGAAAUUGCUGAUAAUUAUUGUUAUGCUUAAAUUAGAGGUCUGUUCAGACAUUUUCCUGCACCUUAGCAACCUUGCUGGGUGUGUGGUAGAUUCCUCCAUUUACUUAGAAAUCACAUUGUUACGACUGGUACAAGUUUCAUAUCACUUCGAAAGAUAACGGUCACUAGCCAACUGUAACUUUAAUAUUUCUGCCAUCACCAAGGACAUUUGUCAAUGUGCCUUUGAUAAUUAUCAGGAUUGUAUGUUUUAAUAUAUUUAUCUUUUCACUACAUUCCAAUGUCUAGUAUCCUGCUAAAAUUUGUUUUAAAUAUAACCACUAACUUUUUAUUUGCUGCUAUUGUUGAGUUCCUGUUAUAAAAUUGUGAAUGCUCUAACUUAGCUCUACUAACAGUGUUUACAUGUGGUGGGCUUGUAUGAUCAAUGUUCAACUAUUGAAAACUGACCUUAGAUUCUACAAGUGAUUUAAAAAAAAAAAAAAAAGAUUUUGAAUCAAAUGUGUGGUUUAUUGUUCUGUAGGCCUACUUUGUUUUUAAAUAAGAUAAAUUGCACAAUUAAAUUUAGACUUUUAAAUUAAUUAUACAGUUGAAGUCAGAAGUUUACAUACACCUUAACCAAAUACAUUUUAACUCAGUUUUUCACAAUUCCUGACAUGUAAUCCUUGUAAAAGAAUUCCCUGUCUUAGGUCAGUUAGGAUCACCACUUUAUUUUAUCAAUGUGAAAUGUCAGAAUAAUAGUAGAGUGAUUUAUUUCAGCUUUUAUUUCUUUCAUCACAUUCCCAGUGGGUCAGAAGUUUACAUACACUCAAUUAGUAUUUGGCAGUAUUGCCUUUAAAUUGUUUAACUUGGGUCAAAUGUUUUGGGUAGCCUUCCACAAGCUUCCCACAAUAAGUUGGGUGAAUUUUGGCCCAUUCCUUCUGACAGAGCUGGUUUAACUGAGUCAGGUUUGUAGGGCUCCUUGCUCGUACACGCUUUUUCAGUUCUGCCCACACAUUUUCUAUAUGAUUGAGGUCAGGGCUUUGUGAUGGCCUCUCCAAUACCUCGACUUUGUCCUUAAGCCAUUUUGCUUUGGAAGUAUGCUUGGGGUCAUUGUCCAUUUGGAAGACCCAUUUGCGACCAAGCUUUAACAUCCUGAUUGAUGUCUUGAGAUGUUGCUUCAAUAUAUCCAGAUAAUUUUCCUCCCUCAUGAUGCCAUCUAUAUUGUGAAGUGCACCAGUCCCUCCUGCAGCAAAGCACCCCCACAACAUGAUGCUGCCACCCCAUGCUUCACGGUUGGGAUGGUGUUCUUCUGCUUGAAAACCUCCCCUUUUUCCUCCAAACAUAUUGAUGGUCAAACAGUUCUAUUUGUGUUUCAUCAGACCAGAGGACAUUUCUCCAAAAAGUACAAUCUUUGUCCCCAUGUAUAGUUGCAAAAAGUCGGGAUUUUUUUUAUGGUGGUUUUGGAGCAGUGGCUUCUCCCUUGCUGAGCGGCCUAUCAGGUUAUGUCGAUAUGGGACUUGUUUUACUGUGGAUAUAGAUACCUUUGUACCUGUUUCCUCCAGCAUCUUCACAAGGUCCUUUGCUUUUUCUUUUGAUUAUCCCAUGAUGUCAAGAAAAGAGGCACUGAUUUUGAAGGUAGGCCUUGAAAUACAUCCACAGGUCCACCUCCAAUUGACUCAAAUGUUGUCAAUUAUCCUAUCAGAAGCUUCUAAGGCCAUGACAUUUUUUAGAAUUUUCCAAGCUGUUUAAAGGCACAGUCAAUUUACUCACUGGAAUUGUGAUACAGUGAAAUAAUCUGUAAACAAUUGUUGUAAAAAUGUCUUGUGUCAUGCACAAAGUAGAUGUCCUAACCGACUUGCCAAAACUAUAGUUUGUUAACAAGAAUUGUGGGGUGGUUGAAAAAUGAGUUUUAAUGACUCCAACCUAAGUGUGUAAACUUCCAACUUCAACUGUUUAUACCCCAUGAUUAUUGAAGAAUAUAACUUGUAAAUGCCACAUGAGCUAAGUUCAACUGUCGUACCAAGUCAGAACCCAAACUAUAGGCUUGUUAACUCCCAAUGUUUAAAAACAAUGUAAAUGUAAACAACCAUUUCAUAGCCUCAAAACAUGGUUAAAAUGAUCAUUUUGAUAUCGUGGAUAGUUGGGAGUCUAAAUCUGAGCGUGGUUACAUUUCUCCAGGCCACUUUGUUAUUGUUUCAAUUAAGUAAUCUAACUUUAAACAGACACAAUGUGGAUCGGUGUUCACUUCGGUUUGCAAAUUACAUUCAGAGGUACUAAAGUACUCUCAGCCAGGGUUUCCCCUCCCAUUUCAUGACUAAGAGAUGUGCUUCCCCGACAGCGGAAGUUGCCUGGUUCCCAAACUGUGGGUCGACCCAGCCCAACUGGGUAGUGGGAUGACCAAAGAUUUACAGUGCAUUUGGAAAGUAUUCAGACCCCUUGACUUUUUCCACAUUUUCUUACGUUACAGCCUAAUUCUAAAAUGUAUUAAAUCGUUUUUUUCCUCAACACACACACACAAUACCUCAAUUAAUACAUUAAAAUAAAGAUAUAUACAUACAUACAUACAUACAUUGGGGCAAAAAAGUCAUUGGUCAGCCACCAAUUGUGCAAGUUCUCCCACUUAAAAAGAUGAGGCCUGUAAUUUUCAUCAUAGGUACACUUCAACUAUGACAGACCAAAUUAGAAAAAAAAAUCCAGAAAAUCACAUUAUAGGAUUUUUAAUUUUUAAUUAGCAAAUUAUGGUGGAAAAUAAGUAUGACUUAUUAUGACUAAAGCUUGGAACACCUGUAUUUGGGGAGUUUCUCCCAUUCUCUGCAGAUCCUCUCAAGCUCUGUCAGGUUGGAUGGGGAGCGUCGCUGCACAGCCAUUUUCAGGUCUCUCCAGAGAUGUUUGAUUGGAUUCAAAUCCGGGCCAUGGCUGGGCCAGUCAAGAACAUUCAGAGACUUGUCCUGAAGCCACUCUUGCGUUUUCUUGGCUGUGUGCUUAGGGUCAUUGUCCUGUUGGAAGGUGAACCUUCACCCCAGUCUGAGAUCCUGAAUGCUCUGGAGAAGGUUUUCAUUAAGGAUCUCUCUGUACUUUGCUCCGUUCAUCUUUCCCUCGACUCUGACUAGUUUCCCAGUCCCUGCCGCUGAAAAACUAUCCCCACAGCAUCAUGCUGCCACCAUGCUUCACCGAAGGGAUGGUGCCAGGUUUCCUCCAGGCGUGACGCUUGGCAUUCAGGCCAAAGAGUUUAGUCUUGGUUUCAUCAGACCAGAGAUUCUUGUUUCUCAUGGUCUGAAAGUCCUUUAGGUGCCUUUUGGCAAACUUCAAGCAGGCUGUCAUAUGCCUUUUACUGAGGAGUGGCUUCUGUGUGGCCACUCUACCAUAAAGGCCUGAUUGGUGGGGUGCUGCAGAGAUGGUUGUCCUUCAGGAAGGUUUUCCCAUCUCCACAGAAGAACUCUGGAGCUCUGACCAUUGAGUUCUUGGUCACCUCCCUGACCAAGGCCCUUCUCCCUUGCUUGCACAGUUUGGCCGGGCAGACAGUUUUAAGAUGAGUCUUGGUGGGUCCAAACUUCCAUUUUAAGAAUGAUGGAGGCCACUGUGUGUCAGACAUUUAUUGGUACCCUUCCCCAGAUCUGUGCCUCAACACAAUCCUGUCUGAGCUCUACGGACAAUUCCUUUGACCUCAUGGCCUCGUUUUUGCUCUGACAUGCACUGUCAACUGUGGGACCUUAUAUAGACAGGUGUGUGCCUUUCCAAAUCAUGUCCAAUCAAUUGAAUUUACCAUAGGUGGACUCCAAUCAAGUUGUAGAAACACCUCAAGGAUGACAAAUGGAAUGCACCUGAGAGAAAAUUUAGAAUCUCUUAGAAAAGGGUCUGAAUACUUGUAAAUAAGGUAUUUUAGUUUUUUAUUGUUAAUGCAUUGAUAUAAUUUUGCUUUGUCAUUAUGGGGUAUUGUGUGUAGAUAAGGAUUUAUUUUUAUUUUAUCCAUUUUAGAAUAAGGCUAUAAAGUAACAACAUUUGGAAAAAGGGAAGGGUCUGAAUACUUUCCAAAUGCACUGUGUGUGUGUGUGUGUGUGUGUGUGUGUGUGUGUGUGUGUGUGUGUGUGUGUGUGUGUGUACACACACACACACACGAGAUGGCAAAAAGGGGGCUUUGUUUUGAAGCCACUGCGCCUCCAUAUUGGCACUCGCCCACAAUGUAAAAACAUAUUUUGGAAGCUAUAGAAAUGUAUGUCUACAUUUGUUUGUUUCACUUUUAUUAUAUUACAGACACCUUAAUGCAUUAUUUUAAAUGAUACACUGAACAAAAAUAUAAAUGUGACAUGUAAAAGUGUUUCAUGAGCUGAAAUAAAAGAUUCCAGAAAUGUUC